Messenger RNA from Cynoglossus semilaevis (tongue sole), 3294 nucleotides. It is a transcript of the gene slc9d1, whose product is annotated as transmembrane and coiled-coil domains 3. The transcript has 15 exons. The record is from RefSeq and is a predicted model, not a curated record. Lineage: Eukaryota; Metazoa; Chordata; Actinopteri; Pleuronectiformes; Cynoglossidae. Gene Ontology annotation, biological process: potassium ion transmembrane transport; proton transmembrane transport. Gene Ontology annotation, molecular function: potassium:proton antiporter activity. The coding region runs from base 419 to 2482 and encodes 687 amino acids. Gene Ontology annotation, cellular component: membrane.
GUGGUUACGUUACGGCUCGUAAAGUGUCAAAAAUUAACACGUUAGCAUAGUUGACGUAUGAAUUUUAAUAGCACAGUUAACAUUACGGUCAGAUUCAGGGAAAUCGUGAUGAACCAGUGUGAGAUUAGCGCUCACUUAGCCAGUUAGCAGCUGCCCGUUCUUACCUGGCCGCAGCAACAUUAGCCUCGUCUGCUAAGCACAGCUACACGAAGGACUCAACGGAGGUAUGUGGAAGAGGAGGGGGAGGAGCAGGAGCAGAGAGCCGUUCCUGCCCCGGCUCCUGCCGCGGAACAACCCCAUCAUUGUUCCCUUCGUGUCGUCGUUAAGUCGUGGACUUCUCAGUGAGGACACACGGCACUUUCCACAGGUCUCCUAAGGAUCUACCCCAGCCUCUAGUGAAGACAGAGUAGAUCUUUGGAUGCAGUUUUUUUAUUGGCUUCUGUACUUUGGGCUGUUGCCAAAAGCCUCUGUUGGCGAAGACAGGGACCAAAAGGUCAAAAAUGACAACAAGCUGGUUCUCAACAAGCUAUUGGCCAAGGACCACACCUGGGUGGCCAGUAACUGCAAGCACCUGGUGGGUCUCCUGCGUCAGAAGAAUGUGGUCAUUAAGAAGUUGGCCAUAGCUGCAAAUGCAGUCGGAAAAGACGAGACUCUUUCUGAACCGGAGAGACAUUUCCAGGUCCACACAUUGGAGGUGUUCCAGAAAGAGCUAAAUGAGAGUGAGCACCUGGUUUUUCAGGCGAUGCACAGCCUGCAUAGGGCGCUACAGGGGGACUAUAGGGAUGUGGUGAACAUGAAGGAGAGCAGCAGGCAGCGGCUGGAGGCCCUCAGGGAGGCGGCCAUAAAGGAGGAGCAGGAGUACAUGGAGCUGGUGGCUGCGGAGAAGCACCAGCAGGAGGCAGCUAAGAGCGCUCUGGCCCAGAACACGAGUCUGUCUGUGGUGGACGAAAUCCUGGAGGAGAUCAGGAAAGCCGCCGACCGACUGGAGGAGGCGAUCGAGGAGCAUGUCUUUGACAACAACAGAGAGAUGGAGGGAGUGAAUGUAGAAGCAGUGCUGAGGGUGGAGGACGACGACGAGGGCACAGGGAAGAGGGGCAACAAGUCCGGGGUGAAGGAAGUGGAGGACGAUCUGGGACUGAGCAUGCUGAUCGACUCACAGAACAACCAGUAUGUUCUGGCCAAACCCAGAGACUCCACCAUGCCCAGAGUGGACCCCCACCUCAUCAAGGACUUGGUGUCAGUGGUGAUGAUGUCACUUCCCUGUGGAUGGAUCUGUACUCUACUCAGUCUUCCACCAAUGCUGGGCUACAUCAUCUGCGGAGUCCUGCUCGGUCCUUCUGGUCUGAACACCAUUAAGUCUAUGGUUCAGGUGGAGACUUUGGGGGAGCUGGGCGUGUUCUUCACUCUUUUCGUUGUUGGAUUGGAGUUCUCACCAGAUCGAAUUCGAAAGAUAUGGAAGACAUCAGUCCAGGGAUCUUGUUACCUGACUCUGCUCAUGGUCGGAGCUGGUCUGUUGUGGGGACAGGUGUUGAGUAUUCGUCCCACCCAGACCGUCUUCAUCUCCACCUGUCUGUCCCUGUCCAGCACUCCACUCGUGUCCCGCUUUGUAGCCGGCAGUAGCAGAGGGGAGAGGGAAGGUGAGUUAGACUACAGUAUUGUUCUUCUUGGGAUGCUGGUGAUGCAGGACGUUCAGCUCAGCCUCUUCAUUGCUGCUAUGCCGACUCUGAUCCUGGCCCAGAGUGGAGACUCCGACAGAUGGAUCAUCAGAACGGUGAUGAGAAGCAAUGAAUCUGACGAUUGGCAGCAAAAUGACUUCCUGUUUGGGAGUCUGCGUGUGCUGUUCCUCCUGGUCCAGAUCCUGGUUUCUCUGGCUGCGGUGAUGUUGCUGUGUUUGCUGCUGAAAUCCUCUGUGAUUGGACCGCUCUACAGAAAACUGCACACCGAGAGCAAGGGCAACAAGGAGAUACUGGUGCUGGGGACCACUGCUUUUGUCUUCUUCAUGCUAACGGUGACGGACUUUCUGUACGUUUCUAUGGAGCUGGGCUGUUUCCUGGCCGGGGCUCUGCUGUCCACACAGGGACACACCAACACCGCAGAGGUCAUGGGGUGCAUCGAGCCAAUCAGGGACUUCCUGGCCAUCAUCUUCUUUGCCUCUAUUGGUUUCCACGUGUUCCCGUCGUUCGUGUUGUAUGAACUUUCCAUCCUGGUGGCGCUGACGCUCACCCUCGUAAUUAUGAAGUUUUUCAUGGCUGCCCUGGUGCUGACCUUCAUCCUGCCUCGGGGGUCUCGACACAUACGGUGGGUUGUAUCAGCUGGUCUGGCUCAGGUCAGCGAGUUCUCAUUUGUCCUGGGCAGCCGUGCACGUCGAGCGGGGAUCCUUUCUAGAGAGGUCUACCUGCUGGUUCUCAGUGUCACCACCCUCAGUUUGCUGCUGGCUCCGUUUCUGUGGAGAGCGACGAGACACAGACUGUUUCCACGGUGACGGUCCAACGCCCAGGUGUUAGCUGUUAUACAGCUGUCAGCAACAUCCGGAGCAGCUCACAGUAACUCCGGUCCAGUCCGAUGUCUGCAGGACGUCUCCUCUGGUCCUCUCCUAGUUCUUCUGUAUUUAACCAGAUUCUGUGUUUCAGGGAGGUUAGAAUUGUUAGCUGUUCUGUAGCUUGAGGUUCUGGAGAAAUGCCUUCACUGCUGUAGAUCCUGGACACAGAGGUCGUCUUUAGACCUGAGGUCACUGAACAACAGAAUGAAGUCCUGACCUUGGAGUUCCUGAAGAUCAUGAGUUGUUGUUUUUCCACAUUUUUAUUUAAUAACUUAUUCAGAAUGUCUUACUGUUGUGGUAGUAGAGGUCUGUAAAAGAGCUUUAGGGAAAAACAAAGACAGAAUGUAGGCAACAUUAACGGGGAAAAUUAAAUUCACAUUUCAGCUUUCUAUUGACUAAGUCAUGAGAGUCUUAUUUUAAUGGUGUUUUUCUAUUCUCCAUUAUUCAUUCAGGAGUGUUUUAUGACUUCACGAUACACGCACUGUUUGGUAUUCUAUUGUUAAUUUAGGUUUACUUCACAAUUGUAAUGGUAUUAAAACUGAACUUGAAUUUCAACUCAACUAAAUGAAGACAUGAAGUGUGUGUUAGUGAACAGAGAGAGAGAGAGAGAGAGAGAGACAUGAAGUUUGUUAAGCACGUGUUUUGUUGGCUGUUGUUUUUUUUUUUUCAUUUGUGACUAAUGUUUACAUGAGUGUGUAGUUGUGUUGACUGUUUGGAUUAAAUAUGUCCCUGUCAUGGUUUAAAUCAUUAAUAAG